UCCCGGCCUCUCUAGCACCGCCAGCCGGAAGCAGAAACCGCUGUCCAAGCAAGGGCAUAUUACGGUUCUUGCGCUCCUUGAAAACCGUCGUGGACCUUGCCAGGAACGGACAAGCACUGUCCAUUAAAUGUCCCAGAACAUUGUUCUUGCUUCGGCGACUGCAAGGACCUUUGCUUUGCUCACGAGAAAUGCAACUCUUGCCAAGUCUAUACCUUCGGGGAGGCUGCGGAAGAGUUCAUCUGUGCCCUCUUCGAGGACAUCGUCAACAUUUCGACUUUGGAGGAUGACUUUGAGGAUGACUGGGUCGACGACUGGGUGGAACUUCUAUGACCAGGCAACGUGAAGCUUGUGACUUCGGACAUGCACUAUUAUUGGAGUCUUUUGUAGGACAUUUUUCAUAUGUCAAAAACUGGUUUUUGCUUGGC
Molecule: messenger RNA, 425 nt
Organism: Guyanagaster necrorhizus
Lineage: Eukaryota; Fungi; Basidiomycota; Agaricomycetes; Agaricales; Physalacriaceae
Exons: 3
Coding region: 128-343 (71 amino acids)
Source: RefSeq, a predicted model, not a curated record